CAACUACUUAAGUCAGUCGUACUUAAUAUUCGAACAGAUACGGUCGGUUUUAAUGAAAACAAAAUAUAAAUUAGCAUUACGAGACAUUCUGGGGUUCGAACUCCGGUAGAAAACAGAACUUCGGCCAAGAUUCGCGACUUGACGGUACUGUGCGGUGUGGUGAUUGCUUCUUCAGAGUGGGAUAGCUCUGUUGUUGGUGCAGCUGAUUUUUUUUUGUGUUUCGUGAAGAUCGACCUUUUAGAAGAGUGCACACUUCAUUUCGGAUCGUGUUCGUUGUCGAUUGGCACUGUGCGCGCGCGCAUAAGUAAAGGUCUGUCCCCGCGAGUAAGGCUCGAUUUGCACAGUUUGUCAUAGCUUGCACUGUCGUUGAAGUCCCACUGGCCCCAUCAUAGUCUGCGGUGGGAGCAUAAACUCCUAGCUCCAAACUGUGAGCGCUUUGCUCGCGUUCUAUUUCGUAUGCGCGAACGUGAGAAAUUGAUACUGCCGGAAAUGUAGAUUUAUAUGAAUAGCAGAAUAAAGAAGAUAGUUUCUGCUCGUUUUUCUUGUGGCUAGCCGCUUCAAGCUGUUAAGGUGGAUGAUACAGUCUUUUGUAGGUUCGGUGCUCGUACGUGUGCGGUGGUAAAUGGAAAAUCAUUUUUCGUUGUGAAUGAAAUUCUUCGUUUUGUUUCAGUGAGAUAUUGAAUUGAGCAAAUAAGUUCACCCCUUGCACUGUGAUUGGGAAAGAAUUCAAGUGUCAGUUUUGUAUGCCCUGUGGCAAAUUAAAAGUGUGAAAGUGUGUUCGAGGGAAUUCCUCCGAAAUUUCCAAACGCGAAACGUUGAAAGAAAUUAAAGUGCAACAAGCGUGCAGCGACAAUUUGCAUCCAAUCAGUGGGGCAACAGUUUUUUUUUCAUAAACCGAACACAACAAUCAUAAUUCAGAGGACCUUCAGCCAGAGCCCGGCAACAUUGUGCAGUAGUGUGAGCCCACGAAAGGGAAUUUGGUCCCCAUCUGCAGCAAGGAAUCAGCACCGGUCUCGGAAAAGAAAAAUGGACGAACGAAGGCGACACCGAUGAGCAACUAAAUCUGUGAUAAUGAUACGACCGUGCUACCUUCUAGCAAUUAGUGUUUAAGUGUACCUGAAUAUAGUGUGAUAGCAACUAACAGCCGGCCCCAAAAAUGGAUCUGUAGAGUUUUCUUAUGACAGCCAACUAGGCAAUCAAAACUCAAACAAUAAUGGUCAGAUCUAACAACAUAUGGUGGACGGCCCAGGAUCUCAUGCAUAAUAAGAAGACGCACACCAGUUGGUAUCCGCUGCCAGACCCUGUGCAUCGUGUUAUGCAGCAAACGAGUCAGCUCCAAGGACCCCCACAACAAGAAUGAACCAGGUUCAGAGUGAUCUAGUAAAGUCAGCAGUAACCGCAAAAACAUUAACCGCAAUCAAACAAUCCCAGACCGCAACGGCCAACAACCUUCACAGCAAUCAAUUCAACGCUUCAGCAAUCACCACAAUCAACAACAAUAAUAUCGACAGCAAGAACAAAAAUCCGACCCCUUCGAGUCAGGUGACCAGCAGCCCGAUCAGUGUUAUUCAUAUGACAAACGUCAGUGUACCACAGAAGCUUCUGGUCCCGAAUGGGAAAUCGCAGGCACCGGCAGUGCCCUCUGCACCGGAUGCACGGGCAAAGCAGGUCCUAAAGGAGGCGGUCGAUGCCGUUGUAAAUAGUUUCGCCAAACAUACCCAAGGAUAUGGUAGAGUUAACGUCGUUGAAGCGCUGCAGGAGUUCUGGCAAAUGAAGGCAGCGCGGGGGGCGGAACUCAAAAAUGGCGCUCUUGUGAUAUACGAAUCCAUCCCAUCUACUAGCCAACCGUACGUGUGCUACGUGACCCUACCCGGUGGCAGUUGUUUCGGAAGCUUUCAGAAUUGCCCCACCAAAGCCGAAGCCCGGAGAAGUUCCGCCAAGAUAGCUUUAAUGAAUUCCGUUUUUAACGAGCACCCGUCCCGGCGGAUCAGCGAUGACUUCAUCGAAAAGGCUGUCCAGGAAGCACGAGCAUCGUUCAAGGGAGAAAACCAAGAGGACGAUGGACCCGACACCGGAAUCGGAGCCUUCAGAUUCAUGCUGGAAACCAACAAAGGUCGAACGAUGCUCGAGUUCCAGGAGUUGAUGACGGUGUUUCAGCUGCUACAUUGGAACGGUUCGCUAAAAGCAAUGCGCGAAAGGCAGUGUUCCCGACAGGAGGUGGUUGCUCACUACUCGAACCGUUCGCUAGAUGACGAAAUGCGACAACAGAUGGCGCUCGAUUGGAUCGAACGGGAACACGAAAAUCCCGGUCUCCUCAGCAGAGAGCUGGCGAUUGCCGAAAGAGAACUAGAGACUGCUCGGUUGGCUGGACGCGAGCUGCGAUUCCCCAAGGAGAAAAAGGAUAUCCUCCAGAUGGCUCACAAUCAACUCAACGGCGGCAGCAAUAUUAAUAGUUGAACGUCGACCAGUACGAUGGACGUUAGUUUUUAAGAAUCUGUAGCAUCAAGACAAAACAACAAAUUCAUAUUCCGAGAAGUACAUCUCUUGUUAUGAAUGCUUCACAAGUGCAGCAUUGAAAUUGGUCUCGUUCUUGCUUUUCUGGAAUCCAUAAAGUGUGAAAAUUCCUUAUUAAUUUAAUGGAUUUGUUUUUAUGCAUUAAUGAUUACGUUUUUUGUUUGAUAUAUAGUUUUAUAUUAGAGACGAACAAAUCAAGCAGCAAGGUUUUAUUUGCAAAUUAACUUAUAAUCGAUAACGGACAAAACCAGAACAUAAGCUCAAGUAAAUGUGAUUUUUAUUCCCAUUCUUAUCAUAGCACUAACGAGUGACAAAUCCAUAGCCGGUAUUCUGAGAACAGUGUGUUUUUUUCUUAAUUUGGUGGUGGUGAUUUUUGUUUACUAGUUAACUACUUUUACAUUCUAAUCUUUGACCUUUCACAACUGAUUACGAUAAUACCCACGAAUUCAUAAAAUAUUUCCACAAUUCUUACCGAUAAAUCAAAAACAAUAGUGUAGACUAGCAUGUAGCACAGCAUUAAUACAAUAGAUCCAACUGUCUUCAGUUAUAUUGUACAUAAAAAAAACGACAAAACCGUUCAAACAUCCGCUCAUUUUCGAUUAUUGCUAUUGUCUGUUUCGUCUUCCAAUCUAUCCGGUGUUUCAAGUUGUAUCGUCUAAAAAAAUCAAAUCAAAAAUUAUCUCAACAAAUCCCACAGCCAAGCUGACCGAACACAAGCAAAGAACUAAAAUCUAAAACCUGGAGGCAAAUAAAUAUUUUUCGAUGCGUGAAAAAUCUAUUUAUUCAAACAAAAAUGUGAUUUUAAUUGAAAAGCAAAAAUUUAGUUAGAAAAAUUUAAGAUUUUGAAAAAUCGAAAAUUUUAAUUUAUUUUUAUAUAAAAAAGAAGAAGAAGCAGAGCGGAAGCAGCAAAUAUUUACACCUAAAAUUUAACUAAUCUAGACAAUGUUUUUAACUGUAACCACAGAAAAGAACCCCUUUCGGCCAAAUUUAAUCUUAAAAUUUAGACGAAAAUUGUGAUGUAUGCGUAACACUUAAACUAAAAAGUAAUAUUUUUUAUUUAGCGGAAGACCAAGUGAAAUUUUUAAUAAUUUUAACAGUUUAGCGAUAAAAUAACUAAAGGCAAAUCAUAUUGAUAGAGAGGAACGCAAAUAAUAAACGAGAAUCGAUGCCGGCGGGUUGAAGAGCGUACACAAGAACCAGGGAUGCACAUUGGAUUACCAAGUACCAAUUGUCGCUUGUCCCGCUGGCAAAGUGAAUCAGUAAAGUGUAAAGAUGCAGUUCUAGCGAAAGGAAGCGUGAAUAAAUAGUUUCGUUUUAAAUAAC
This is a messenger RNA of Aedes aegypti (yellow fever mosquito), 3837 nucleotides long. It is a transcript of the gene lft, whose product is annotated as protein limb expression 1 homolog. The transcript has 5 exons. Gene Ontology annotation, biological process: autophagosome maturation. Gene Ontology annotation, cellular component: cytoplasm. Lineage: Eukaryota; Metazoa; Arthropoda; Insecta; Diptera; Culicidae. The record is from RefSeq and is a predicted model, not a curated record. Bases 1357 to 2457 code for a protein of 366 amino acids.